Molecule: messenger RNA, 1424 nt
Organism: Durio zibethinus
Lineage: Eukaryota; Viridiplantae; Streptophyta; Magnoliopsida; Malvales; Malvaceae
Product: senescence-specific cysteine protease SAG39-like
Biological process (GO): proteolysis
Molecular function (GO): cysteine-type peptidase activity
Source: RefSeq, a predicted model, not a curated record
GGGAUUGGGGAAUUUGUCUGUUACAAAUCUGGGCGAAGCGUGGCCUAGGAAACUCUCUCUAUAUAAACCAUAAGCCAUCUUAGGAUUGGUAUGUCUCACAUUCCUUCACUAUAACAUUUCUUGAAGUUUACUUGUGGACUCUGGUCUCUAACAAUGGCUUCUACUAGUCGGUGCUUGGCCUUUCUCUUUGUUUUGGGACUUUGGGCUUCUCAGGCCUCGUCCCGUUCUGUUCCUGAGGUAUCCAUGUCUGAAAGGUUUGAACAAUGGUUGUCUAGCUAUGGUCGAGUUUACCAGGAUGCAUCCGAGAGGGAGAAGCGUUUCCAGAUAUUCAAGAAAAAUGUGGAGUAUAUCGACUCCCACAAUGCUGAUACCAGCACAAAGUACGAGCUAGGUGUGAAUGAAUUUACAGACUUGACCAAUGAAGAGUUUAAAGCCAUGAGGAAUGGCUAUAAAAUGCGACCUUCCAACAUUAUUGCAUCUUUGAAAACAUCUUCUUUCAGGUAUGAAAAUGUUACUGCUGUUCCAUCUACCAUGGAUUGGAGAACCAAAGGAGCUGUUACCAACAUCAAAGACCAAGGCCAAUGUGGAUGUUGCUGGGCAUUCUCAGCUGUGGCAGCCAUGGAAGGGAUUACCAAGCUCAAAACUGGUAAAUUGAUCUCACUAUCAGAGCAAGAGUUAGUUGAUUGUGAUGUCAGCGGAGAAGACCAAGGCUGCAAUGGUGGCUUCAUGGAUAAUGCUUUUGAAUUUAUCAUUUCAAACAAAGGACUUACAACCGAAUCCAAUUACCCCUACGAAGGAGUAGAUGGAAGCUGCAACAAGAAAAAAGCAGCCAACAGUGCUGCAACGAUCACUAGUUUUGAAGACGUACCUUCAAAUAGUGAGUCAGCACUGUUAAAAGCUGUGGCCAAUCAACCAGUUUCAGUUGCCAUUGAUGCUGGCGAGUCUGACUUCCAGCUCUACAAAAGUGGUGUCUUCACUGGCCAAUGCGGCACCUUCCUAGACCAUGGGGUUACAGCAGUUGGUUAUGGACAAGCUGAUGAUGGGACUAAGUAUUGGUUGGUGAAAAAUUCGUGGGGCACUAGCUGGGGUGAGGAUGGAUACAUUAGAAUGCAGAGAGAUAUUGAUGCUCAAGAAGGUCUUUGCGGUAUUGCAAUGGAAGCCUCUUACCCAACUGCUUGAAGGUAAACACACAAUAUAUUAUGAUGCUGCUCUGCGAAGCAUAAUGGCCCUCCUUUCAGUAUUCUUGUGGACAAAUUAACGGUCCUCAGAAAAACUUAUGUAUGUUCUUAUUAGCUUAUUAUAUGAAACUAUAUGGAAACAAGGCUAAAUAUGCAUAGUUCCAAUAUUAUUGUUCUGUACUUGUUACCUAAUGCCUUGAAAUCAAGAAGAAAAAAAAAAUUCCCUCAUUUCUAUUGUUUCCUUUG